This is a messenger RNA of Alternaria novae-zelandiae, 1494 nucleotides long. RefSeq lists its product as uncharacterized. Bases 1 to 1494 code for a protein of 497 amino acids. The record is from RefSeq and is a predicted model, not a curated record. Gene Ontology annotation, molecular function: ATP-dependent chromatin remodeler activity; ATP binding. Lineage: Eukaryota; Fungi; Ascomycota; Dothideomycetes; Pleosporales; Pleosporaceae. The transcript is spliced from 3 exons.
AUGCUCAUUGCUGAUCAGAUCAGCAAGGCGAGCCGGUCACGCUUGCAGACCUCGCAAGCGAUGUGCGCACUCAAGACGCCAAAGCGCUUGGGUCUGACCGGAACGCCCCUGGAAAACGACUACGACGAAGUCCAGACCUUGUUGAAGUGGCUGGACAUUAAGCCAUGGAACGAUCGGAAGGUAUUCAACGAAUACUUCGUGUCGAAGAGGCCGAAGAAGUCCAAGGCACGCACGUUGAAGGGAGAACGCAACGCGAUUCUCUCGACUAGUCUGAGGGCUUGCGUCUUCCCUCUGAGGAUCGACGACACCUUCGAUGGGAAGCAGUUGGUCGGGUUCUCGCGAGCUAUCAAAAACCAUACCCUGGUGACACUCUCCCCCGAAGAGUCUGUUCAUCAGAAGGACACCAAGCAACUGUGGGAUAGGAAGGAGGGUGCGAGAGGUAAAGCCUCAGAAAAGAUGAAGAGAGAGCGUACUCUGCCGAAGAUCCUAAAGGCAAGGAUGAAGACUGUCCACCCAAGAUGCGGUGAGCUCAUGUAUGGAGACCAGGGAGCCCAAGACUAUAGUGGUCUGGGUCUCGACUUGGAGGAGUGGGAGAGCCUUACCAAAGAGGAGGCUUACAUCGACAUGACCGCGAAGGAGUCCCGCAAGCAACUGCUGAAGGAGACAGAGAAGGACUGGCACUCCACACGGGUUGACAAGCUGAUCGAGCAGAUUCUCUCCCUGCACGAGUCCAAGAGCGAAGGGAAAAUCAUCAUCACUGAUGAAUUUCUCCAGACUCUCGACGUUGUGUCCAACGCCUUAAGAGCAACGGGCAUCGAAUUCCUCGAGUUCAACGGCUACAUGAGCUUGAAGGAGAGGGACGCUGUGCGCGAGCGAUUCAACGACCCCAAAGACAAAGUCAGGGUCAUGCUGGCGACCAUUCAGUGCUUUGGUUUGGGCUUGACCCUGGUAGAGGCUACAAAUAUGUUCAUCCUGACCCCAAGGUGGAACCCUGCCAUUGAUGCCCAGGCCGCCUCGAGGAUCAACCGGAUCGGUCAGACCCGUCAGGUGACUAUCUGGAGGUUUUAUGCACACAACUCAAUUGAGCGCUACGUCGAGAAAGAACGGGAGAGGAAGAAGAGGGCUGUUUUGACAUUAGAUCAGAAGAGGGCGAUCGCCCGAGUGAACAGGAUCAUGCAGAACUCAGAAGUCACUGUAUGGACGUAUGAGUCGCCAAACUCUAUCGAGGCGUACGUCAUGAAAACCCGAAAGAAGAAGAAGAAGAAGAAGAAGAAGGUCAAGUUGGCGUGGCACCAUACUAGUGUAAGCAAGCAUCUGAGACACCAGAUGGCAAAUCUAACAGAGGAUGCGUUCCGCCACACUCUAACCAAGUUGCGGGUCGAGGAGGCCGCUAGCAAGAAGAAGGCAGCAAAGGCGUCACUGCUGGAUCACGGUGGCACAGUGACAGGUCACCGAGGUGAGGGUGCAAGUCGCAGCAAGACGAGUCUUGUAUAG